AUGUCCGAUGACCUUCCCACCGAUGUCGUCACCAACAUCCUCCUCCGCCUCCCGGUGGCCGCAAUUCUGCGCUGCCGCGCCGUCUGCAAGCCCUGGCGGGCCCUGAUCGACACCCCAAGGUUCACGAAGCUCCAACUCGACUACACAGCUGCCACCACCAAAAACGCCGUCCUCUUCGUCCUCGAGGACGACGGCGACGACAACGGCGACCUCCGCUCCGCCGCGUACGUCAACGGCCUCCGCCGCGAAGCCCGUAUCAAUAUCCAAACCGCCCAAGUCGGCGACGCAAUUUCACGCCAGGGCGUAACCCUAUUCGGGUCGUGCGACGGGUUGCUCUGCCUCGGCUACGACAGCGGGAAGGUGCUCAUAAUCAAUCCGGCCACGAGGAAGUCGCACUCCACGAUGGUUCGUGUAACCAUUUCCCCGUAUGAUUUCAGCGCCGGCGGUGCGCAUUGGUCUUACCGCGACGGUUGCGGGUUCGGGUAUGAUUCUGUCUCCGACGACUAUAAGCUGGUAGGAGCGAACGAUCCGGAGAACAGCAACGUGAUUGUGGGUUUCGAUUUAGGGCACAGUGUAUGCAAGGAGAUCCCACAGCCAAAGUACACCAACAGGCGAUCGUUCAGCAUGAGAGUUGGUGAGCUUGGGAAGUGUUUGUGCAUAUUUGCUAAUUAUUGGGGGAGGGUGGUUGAUGUGUGGAUGAUGAAAGAUUAUGGAGUGAAGGAGUCAUGGAGCAUUCUGUUUUCGGUUCCACAUCCCGGGCUGUCACACGAUUAUGGAAUUCGAUCUCUCGGAUUCUCCAUAACGGGCCACGAUGUUCUUGUGCAGCUGGACGGCAGAAGGCUUGUUUGGUACGACCUGAAGAAUUCCCAGAGGGGUGCUGGUGCUGCCCAGAAGGUCACCGUCAAUGGAUUGAGGACGGAGUGCAUGGAUGCCGUUGUUUGCUUUGGAAGCCUUGUUCCUCCUGAUGGGAAGUUGCCACCCAAAGAAGUGAAAGUUGAGAAGCAAUAUCAGAAACCAAGACCCCAAAGGAAGAAGAGAGAUGAUUUCUUGGCUACUGGGUUCAAGCUGAAGCUUUAGUACUCCUCCACUAAGAUGCAUAUUAUGACAUAUAGAAUAGAGUAGUAGUAGUAGAAGAAGAAGUCAGCUGGUUGGAUGAUGCAUUGGAGGCUUGGAGCAGUGAUGGACUGAUGAUGGGUAAUAAGUGGUUGUUUUCAGCUUGUUCCCCACUCUCCAUCAUGAACCUAUUUUGGCCAUUUUGUAAAUGCUGUGUGUGGGGAACUUAGGAAAGGGCUUCCCUGUUUUUGGCAACUUUUGGAAGCUCCAAAUAGCAUCAGAAGGAUUGUCACUAAGUACUGGUGCAAGUAGUUAGUAUGUAAUGAACGUUGUAGUUUCUAAGCAACUGAUAUCAACCUUCCUUGCUUCAUUUUGAGUACCAUGCCUGAUCAAUGCUGUGGUGGAAACCUGUUUCGGCUUAUCUGCUUCGUUCAUUGCUUCUGAUUUGUGAAUGAUUCGUUUCCUUUCUCAUUGAUAAUGGUUUGUUCGCG
Messenger RNA from Linum tenue, 1544 nucleotides. The record is from the annotation of a GenBank genome assembly. Lineage: Eukaryota; Viridiplantae; Streptophyta; Magnoliopsida; Malpighiales; Linaceae.